CGCCGUCGCGGCCCCGCGCGUUGCCAGGGAGACCCGCGAGCGCUGCGGGGCUGGCCGAGACUCGGGGCCGCGGGAGCCCUGGCGCCAUGUCUUUCCGCGACCUCCGCAACUUUACGGAGAUGAUGAGAGCCUUGGGAUAUCCUCGACACAUUUCUAUGGAAAAUUUUCGGACGCCGAACUUUGGGCUUGUCUCGGAAGUGCUGCUUUGGCUUGUAAGAAGGUAUGAACCACAAACUGAUAUCCCUUCUGAUGUUGAGACGGAACAAGACCGAGUUUUCUUCAUUAAGGCAAUUGCUCAGUUUAUGGCCACCAAGGCACAUAUCAAACUCAAUACUAAGAAACUUUAUCAAGCUGAUGGCUAUGCAGUGAAAGAGCUUCUGAAAGUCACCUCUGUCCUUUACAACGCCAUGAAGAGCAAAGGGGUGCAGGGCUCUGAACUAGAAGAAGAAGACGUCAGCAAAUUCAAGUUUGAUCUGGGCUCAAAGAUUGCAGAUUUGAAAGCAGCUCGGCAGCUGGCUUCUGAAAUCACGUCGAAAGGAGCCUCUCUGUACGACCUCCUGGGCAAGGAGGUUGAGCUGAGGGAAUUGAGAACAGAAGCAAUCGCUAGACCUCUAGAAAUAAACGAGACUGAAAAAGUGAUGAGAAUUGCAAUCAAAGAUAUUUUGGCACAGGUGCAGAAGACAAAAGACCUGCUCAAUAACGUGGCCUCGGAUGAAGCUAACCUAGAAGCCAAAAUUGAAAAGAGAAAAUUAGAACUAGAGAGAAAUCGGAAGCGGCUCCAGACACUACAGAGCGUCAGGCCAGCCUUUAUGGAUGAAUAUGAGAAGAUUGAGGAGGAAUUGCAGAAACAGUAUGACAUUUAUCUGGAGAAGUUUCGCAAUUUGACUUACCUGGAACAGCAGCUUGAGGAUCAUCACAGGCUGGAGCAGGAGAGGUUUGAGGAAGCGGAAAACACACUUCGCUUGAUGCAGAACAAGCUGAAGGAAGAGGAGAAGCGGCUACUCAAGAGUGGAAGUAAUGAUGACUCAGACAUUGACAUCCAGGAGAACGAUGAGUCUGACAGUGAACUGGAAGAGAGGCGGCCGUCCAAGCCACGGACAGCCAUGGAGAUGCUCAUGCAAGGAAGACCAAGCAAGCGCAUCGUGGGCACAAUGCAGGGCGGAGACUCAGAUGAUGAUGCGGGAGCAGCACCAGCUCUCUUAGGUAAACCCAAGGCUUCCAGCUCCAACAAGAAGGAAGACUCGGAGGACAGUGAAAUUGACAUGGAAGAUGAAGAAGAUGAUGACGAUGAUUUGGAAGAUGAGAGUAUUGCUCUCACACCAGCUAAGCCCAGUCGAAGGGUCCGGAAGCCUGAGCCCCUGGAUGAAAGUGACAAUGACUUCUGACUUUCCCAAGGGACUAGACAGAUUUAAACCUCAGAUCCGUAGGUAAAAGGGACCCAUAGAAGAUUAGGAAGGAAGUAUUUGUUCACAGAGCCAGCUGGAUUCAAUGAAGCAAUACCUGUUUCCGCUUUAGCAUCCUGCGUGUUACUGCACAAAGCUUAAAUAAGAACUGAAGCAUGCCCCAAAGAACUGGGGGUGCAGGUGGGUGGGAGGACUUUGUUGGGGACUGGGGUCUUCUUAGUGAUUCACAUCUGUAAAGGAAAAACCUGAAGGGGUCUUCAAGCCAUCCCAUGUACCAAGUUUGCUCUGAGAGGAAGGUGCAGUAGGACAGAUAGACAGGUUGCUGGGCACAGGGCUGCUGGAGUCUAGGCGCACAUCUGUCUGCUGGCCAGGUGCAUUCUGCUUUAACAUGGACUGUGUGUUUGCCUCCGACUUCAGCCUUUCCCAGCUCUAUUUCCUUUUGUUCUACAUGCUUUGCAAUACCAAGCUUAAUGCAUUUUAUUAACAGAUGUUCUAAAAGAAGUUUUGCUAAGUUGGAUAAAAACCAGCUGGCAGCAGAGGGUGGUUGGGAAGGCUCCUUUUCUUUCCAGAGACUGAUAUUCCUCAGGAAGGAGUAUAUUAAGGAGAACGUGUCAGUGUGGGUUUGUUGGGUUUGUGUAUCUGAGUUUUUAAAUCAAAGUCAGAGGGGCUGGAGAGAUAGCACAGCGGGUAGGGCCUUUGCCUUGCAUGCAGCCGACUAGGGUUCAAUUCUCAGCAUCCCAUAUGGUCCCCUGAGCACGACCAGGGGUAACUCCUGAGUGCAGAGCCAGGAGUAACCCUUGUGCGUCACCGGGUGUGACCCAAAAAGCAAAAAAAUCAAUAAAUCAAAGUCAGAAUUCCAUUGAGCCAGGAGUCAUCGGAAUCCCCACAGCAAUGAGAGGUGGUGGUUGAUUGUUCUGCAGUGUAGAGCAUGCAUAUAUGUUUUCUUUAUUUCACAAGGACAAAAUCAAGACUCCUGAGGUUCCUUACCUCUAAAUAUAUGUAGUUUAUAUUACAAUUUUAUUUUUAUUAAAUAAGUUUUAUUGGAAAGUAUAAUUUUAUUUGUACCUGUAACAUGAUCAUCCAAGAAAGGUUCAAGUGUGCAUCUUCGGCGCUCACACGAGAGGGCUUUUCCUCACCUAUGCGGCCUUUCUCCAUCAUCUCCCCAAUUGUGAUUCUGCAUUCAGUUCCCCCAUCUCAUGAGGCUGCAGGUUUUGCUCAGGGAGUCGUGAGAGACACAAGUGUGAUAACCCUCCCUCACUGCCUCUGCAGGCACUGCAUCUUCUUGGGCAUCCAUCGUAGCUGUGAUUUACUGCGUCCAACUUGCUUUAUACUUUAAAAGAACAGACAAGGUCUUGUUUU
Messenger RNA from Sorex fumeus (smoky shrew), 2762 nucleotides. RefSeq names its product clusterin associated protein 1 (gene IFT38). Lineage: Eukaryota; Metazoa; Chordata; Mammalia; Eulipotyphla; Soricidae. The record is from RefSeq and is a predicted model, not a curated record. The transcript is spliced from 13 exons. Gene Ontology annotation, biological process: cilium assembly. Bases 87 to 1385 code for a protein of 432 amino acids. Gene Ontology annotation, cellular component: centrosome; intraciliary transport particle B; cilium.